This is a messenger RNA of Cryptomeria japonica (Japanese cedar), 2323 nucleotides long. Its product is annotated as LRR receptor-like serine/threonine-protein kinase FLS2. Gene Ontology annotation, molecular function: ATP binding; protein binding; protein kinase activity. The transcript is spliced from 2 exons. Gene Ontology annotation, biological process: protein phosphorylation. Lineage: Eukaryota; Viridiplantae; Streptophyta; Pinopsida; Cupressales; Cupressaceae. The record is from RefSeq and is a predicted model, not a curated record. The coding region runs from base 150 to 2087 and encodes 645 amino acids.
UGUCGUGUCGUGGACAGCGAGGAUUCAUACGGAAAGUAAGUAAACGAGGUUGUUACAGCUUUAUUGUGGGUAAUCUACCAAAUCGCAGCAGAGAGAAAUUUCUAUAUAUUUUAGGUCCCUUCGAUCAUGUUUCUCAUUGCUGGGUAGACAUGGCAUCGUCCAAAACGUUUUCGCUUUUCCUGGUGACGGGAAUCCUGUGUCUAUGUGCACCUACAGCUAGUAGUGGUGAAGCCAUUGAUUUUGAAGCUCUCUCUUCCUUCAAGCUUUCUAUAACCUCAGAUCCCCUCAAUGCUCUGGUAAAUUGGGGCAACCAUACCCAUCACUGUAACUGGUCUGGUGUAGCCUGUGAUUCGCGCAGCAAUGUUGUCUCCUUCAUUUUGCCUGGAAAGCAGCUUGAGGGCGUCAUUUCCCCUUUCAUAGCUAAUAUUUCCUAUCUGACUCACCUCGAUUUAUCUUCUAAUUCCUUCCAAGGAACAAUUCCCUUCUAUUCGGGUAAAUUUGGUCGGCUCCAAUCUCUGAGUCUAGCCAGCAAUUUUUUGGUUGGGGGAAUUCCUGAUGCCAUUGGGAACUGCAACAGUUUAACAACAGCUAGUCUCUCAAACAACAAAUUAUCAGGCCCUAUUCCUUCUGCCCUAGGUGGUUGUACGAGCAUUCGUGGACUUGACCUGUCUAGCAAUGCUCUACAUGGUAUGAUUCCUCCCAAUAUUUCUCAGCUUCUUAACUUGGAACUAAUUCUGAACCUGUCAAAUAAUGGGUUAGAGGGAGAAAUCCCAACUGAGUUAGGCCGGCUUGGUCUGUUAUCAAGUCUUGAUCUUUCUUCCAACAUGCUGACUGGAAGAAUACCAUCUGAGCUGGGUAAUUUGGCAAAAUUGAGAUAUCUGAAUUUUUCUGGUAAUCAACUUGAAGGCCCUGUUCCUCAGAUGGGAGUUUUGGCAAGUUUCAAUUGGUCCAGCUUUGAGGGCAACGAUAAGCUCUGUGGUGUGAAUGACUCGAGGCCGUGCCCUGGGGUAGUCCAAUCUCAUCAACGCAGACGACAUACUGCAAUGGUUGCUUCUGUAGUUACAGUUUGUGUCUUUCUCGCUCUACUGUUUUGCUUAGCAUUUUAUUGUUUUUGUUUGAGGGAUCAGAAAACUAGAGCAGCAAAGAGCAUAUCUAAACCAAAGCCAAAUUAUACAAAGAGCUACCUGCAGGAAAGGACCGACUCAUUCAAUGCUGAAAACAUUAUCCGAAGCAGCAGCGGGAGCAUAGUCUACAAAGGAGGGAACAUAUCUGUGAUCGUUUUUAAGGUUGAUAGUUAUCGAGAGGGUCAAUUUUUCGAUCGCUCUGUUAAUUCUCUUAUGAGAGUCAGGCAUCGGAAUCUUCUGUGUGUGUUGGGAUUUUGCUGUGAGGAAAACUUGAAGGCUUUAGUAACAGAAUACGAGCCAAACGGAAAUUUAGACGCUCUCAUGCAUUCUGUGAGAAUGGAGGACCGCAGGAAGAUGUUCGACCUAAGCAAGCGUAUUGAUGUCCUCAUAUCCACAGCUGGGGCACUUGUUCAUCUGCACGAAUAUUCUAAACCUAAUAUUGUCCACUGCCAUUUGAACCCCACAAACAUUUCUCUGGAUGAACAUUUUCGAGUUCGUGUGAGCGAUUUUGGGAUGGCAGACUUGCUUCAGAAGCAUCUUCAGCAAGAGCGGACAGCAUCGUCUGCUAUGGAAGGGACAAUCAGCUACUUAGCACCGGAGCUUGAGCGGGGGAUGGGGGUUUAUCAAAAAGCUGACGUCUUCAGCCUUGGCGUAAUCUUAAUGGAGAUGCUGACGGGAAGAAGAGCCCCUGCGAGUUUGGAAACCGAAAGUGGCGCAAGAAUAAGCCUGCGACAGUGGAUUGAAAUGGGCAUCGAUGGAGGCAGCUUAGCUACUCUGGCUGAUCCGGCUCUUGUGCAGAACAUAAGUGAAAGAGAGAGCGAGGGAAAGAAGAUUGCUAGUUUAUUUAAGAUCUCUCUGAUGUGUACCGAGGAAAUAGAAGAAAAUCGUCCAAGUAUGAGCCAGGUGCUUGCUUGGUUUGUCAAUAUUAAACAUGAUCGAGUGGACUGUAACACUGUGAUUUGAAUGUGUGUGAUCUGUCUUGCUGCUCUCUAUUUCUUCCAUGUUUUGUGAUUUUCACUUUCCACACUGAGGUUUUCUGUGAAAGAAUAAGAAUUUAUGCCAGAACCUGCCUAUAGUGUAAGAAUUACAUUCUGUACUUUGUAUUUGUAUCUUUUACAAAGUAUCUUUUUAUUGCGAGUUUCAUAAUAUUUUGUACAAAUAUAGUCAGUAAUAGAUCUGUAAGGUGUAUUUCUUUUCAA